GGGCCCACCGUCUUCCACUCUGACCUAACACGAAAAGAAGGAAGACGGUAAAGGAUUGCGAACCCGCGGACUCGAGUUCCGAGCUCAAAAUCCGGAAUUGGGAUAGCCAGCGGAGGGAGUCAAGGCUGUCAACAUGAUCUCUCAGUUCUUUGUGCUUUCACAGAGGGGCGAUAACAUCGUCUUUCGUGACUAUCGUGGCGACGUACAAAAAGGGAGCGCAGAGACAUUUUUCCGCAAAGUGAAGUUCUGGAAAGAGGAUGAUGAAGGAGACGCUCCUCCUGUAUUUAAUGUAGAUGGCGUUAACUACUUUCAUGUGAAGGUUUCUGGGCUAUUAUUUGUUGCCACAACAAGAGUCAAUGUCUCGCCUUCUCUUGCUUUGGAACUUCUGCAAAGAAUUGCUCGUGUCAUCAAAGAUUACCUUGGAAUUCUUAAUGAAGAUUCAUUGCGGAAGAACUUUGUGCUCGUAUAUGAAUUAUUGGAUGAAGUCAUUGAUUUUGGAUAUGUCCAAACUACAUCAACUGAGGUUUUGAAGUCGUAUGUUUUCAAUGAGCCAAUUGUGGUUGAUGCUGCACGAUUGCCUCCCCUUGGUCCAGCAUCCAUUUUUAUGCAAGGGACCAAACGAAUGCCAGGAACAGCUAUCACGAAAUCUGUAGUUGCAAAUGAACCUGGGGGUAGGAAAAGGGAUGAGAUUUUUGUUGACGUGAUUGAGAAAAUAAGUGUUACAUUCAACUCCAGUGGAUUCAUACUUACUAGUGAAAUAGAUGGCACCAUCCAAAUGAAGAGUUAUCUUACUGGCAACCCAGAGAUUCGACUUGCUCUCAAUGAGGACCUAAGUAUAGGAAAAAACGACUAUAGAAGCUCAGGGGCUGUUGUCCUUGAUGAUUGUAACUUCCAUGAAUCUGUACACCUUGAUAACUUUGAUGUUGACCGAACUUUGAUCCUGGUGCCACCUGAUGGUGAAUUUCCUGUCAUGAAUUAUAGAAUGACUCAACCAUUUAAGCCACCCUUUCGUAUAAAUGCAUUGAUUGAAGAAGCAGGACCUCUUAAGGCUGAAGUGAUAAUCAAAGUGCGAGCUGAGUUCUCCCCAAGCAUCAAUGCUAACACAGUUCUCAUAGAGAUGCCACUACCAACAUUUACAACUCGUGUUAACUUUGAGUUGGAGCCUGGGGCUGUUGGAACAACCGAUUUUAAGGAAGCAAACAAGAGACUGGAGUGGGGCAUAAAAAAGGUAUGUGGUGGAACUGAGCAUACUUUACGUGCAAAACUGACAUUUUCACCAGAAAUACAUGGUACCCAUGCUACUGAAGCUGGGCCUAUUAGCAUGUCCUUCACUAUACCCAUGUACAAUGCUUCAAGGCUUCAGGUGAAGUACUUGCAAAUAGCGAAGAAGUCAAAAGCGCAUAAUCCGUAUCGAUGGGUUAGAUAUGUCACCCAGGCAAAUUCAUAUGUUGCUCGGUUGUAAAACAAUCGCAUUUCUCCGAAUUCUAUAGCUGCCUACCUUUUCAACGUAUUUUGUAAUAAUUAGUGUGGGCCUCCAAUUAUAGGCUUGGUAAACAUGUUAUGUUAUAUACUAAGUAAAUAUUUCACAUUAAUGUGGCCGUGAAUCAUUCCAGAAAAAACUGACAUUCUAUGAUUA
Messenger RNA from Prosopis cineraria, 1636 nucleotides. RefSeq names its product AP-4 complex subunit mu-like. Lineage: Eukaryota; Viridiplantae; Streptophyta; Magnoliopsida; Fabales; Fabaceae. Bases 134 to 1462 code for a protein of 442 amino acids. Gene Ontology annotation, cellular component: cytoplasmic vesicle; trans-Golgi network; clathrin adaptor complex. Gene Ontology annotation, biological process: protein targeting; Golgi to lysosome transport. The transcript is spliced from 13 exons. The record is from RefSeq and is a predicted model, not a curated record.